ACACAUUUUUCGUUUUUUCUCAAUUCAAUCUUUUCACCAUUAAUCUCUCGCUGCCCAUGACGAGUGCGUCUUCAUGUUACGCGUCUCCGUUACGCGAUUAUCUAGUGGUAGCGUGCAUGUCCGGCGGCGGAGACCGACUUGCUCUAUCCGAUACUAGGACUAGCCGCCGGAGGAAACUUGUUAAAAAAUGCUCCGCCUUUACUUCUCCCCAAGGAUCCGCCGGUCUUGUGAGUUCCUGUAACAACAAUGCCUUGUCUUCCCUCUUCGAAUCGAAUAACACUUACUUCAAUCGAAAACAGAGGAGAUUCAAUCGAGCAUCUUAUACCUCUGGGCAAGUCACGCUAGAGAUGGAGAAGGAAGCAAUGGUUAACAAGAAACCUCCUUUGAAGUCACGACGCGUUGUUGUGACAGGUAUGGGAGUUGAAACACCAUUAGGUCAUGACCCACAUACCUUUUAUGAUAAUUUGCUACAAGGCAUCAGUGGUAUUAGCCAAAUUGAGAAUUUUGAUUGCUCUGCAUUUCCUACAAGAAUCGCUGGAGAAAUUAAAUCCUUUUCGACCGAAGGAUUGGUUGCUCCAAAACUUUCGAAAAGGAUGGACAAAUUCAUGCUUUAUCUUCUAACCGCUGGCAAGAAAGCGUUGGCUGAUGGUGGAGUAACUGAGGAUGUAAUGGCAGAGUUAGACAAAUCCAGAUGUGGAGUUUUGAUUGGCUCAGCUAUGGGAGGCAUGAAGAUCUUUUAUGAUGCGCUUGAAGCUUUGAAAAUAUCUUACAAGAAGAUGAAUCCUUUUUGUGUGCCUUUUGCGACGACAAACAUGGGAUCCGCUAUGCUUGCCAUAGAUCUGGGAUGGAUGGGUCCAAACUACUCUAUUUCAACUGCAUGUGCCACUGGAAACUUCUGUAUUUUGAAUGCAGCAAACCACAUUAUUAGAGGUGAAGCUGAUGUAAUGCUCUGUGGUGGCUCUGAUUCAGUUAUUAUUCCAAUAGGGUUGGGAGGUUUUGUUGCCUGUCGUGCUCUUUCACAACAGAAUGAAGAUCCCACCAAAGCUUCACGUCCUUGGGAUAGUAAUCGGGAUGGUUUCGUCAUGGGAGAGGGAGCUGGAGUUCUGCUUUUAGAAGAACUUGAGCAUGCCAAGAAAAGAGGAGCAACUAUAUACGCGGAGUUCCUUGGUGGUAGUUUCACAUCUGAUGCAUAUCAUAUAACUGAACCACGUCCUGAUGGUGCUGGGGUCAUUCUCUGUAUCGAGAAAGCGCUAGCUCAUGCCGGGAUUUCUAAGGAAGACAUAAAUUACAUAAAUGCUCAUGCUACCUCCACACCAGCUGGAGACCUUAAGGAGUACCAAGCCCUUGCUCACUGUUUUGGCCAAAAUCCCGAGCUAAGGAUAAACUCAACAAAAUCUAUGAUCGGACACUUGCUGGGAGCUUCUGGAGCCGUGGAGGCUGUUGCAACCAUUCAGGCAAUAAAAACAGGAUGGGUUCAUCCAAAUAUCAACCUAGAGAAUCCAGACAAAGCAGUGGAUACAAAGCUGCUGGUGGGUCUUAAGAAGGAGAAACUGGAUAUUAAAGCAGCCUUGUCAAAUUCUUUCGGGUUUGGUGGACAUAACUCUAGCAUCAUUUUUGCUCCUUACAAAUGAAAGGCGAAAGGUCCAAUGCUGUGUACUCCAACUUUAUCUGUGUAACUUGCUGUAAGUGUGUACAAGAACUUCCCAUUUUUUUUUUCCGUAGUGUUAUGUUCAGGAUUCGAUUAGCUUUACACAAAGAGUUUAGGCAAAGUUUCUUCAGGCAACACAAAAGAAGAUCUUAGGAAUGGGCCAUAGAUUGUGCCAAAGACGGAACAUCCCAGGAGGAGAGAGGGCAGAGGUAGCUGAGUUUUGGGUUUGUCAUGACCAAAUUGUUCUUUAUGUAUGAUACAACUAUAUUACUUCAGAUCUCAUUUUGGUUUGUAAUAUUGAAAUCUUUUGAGCCUCGUUCUUUUUUUUAUUACGAAAGCUCUACCAAGCUAAUACCUCGGUUUUAACAAUGAAGUUGCAAAUUAACU
Molecule: messenger RNA, 2035 nt
Organism: Arabidopsis arenosa
Lineage: Eukaryota; Viridiplantae; Streptophyta; Magnoliopsida; Brassicales; Brassicaceae
Source: the annotation of a GenBank genome assembly